Molecule: messenger RNA, 1252 nt
Organism: Grammomys surdaster
Lineage: Eukaryota; Metazoa; Chordata; Mammalia; Rodentia; Muridae
Gene: Cops5
Product: COP9 signalosome subunit 5
Exons: 6
Coding region: 161-1093 (310 amino acids)
Biological process (GO): protein deneddylation
Cellular component (GO): cytoplasm; COP9 signalosome
Molecular function (GO): deNEDDylase activity; metallopeptidase activity; protein binding
Source: RefSeq, a predicted model, not a curated record
AUUCCCACACCCAUACUUUGCGUCCCUUGCAAUUCACACGUACGGAUUUCCGAGCCGGCAUGUUCUCGUUUCAUCCACAAGACUAUUCUUAGCCGAGCCGAGCCAACCCUUAGAAAACGUUUUCUAUGUCGCUGCGCCGCCGCCGCGCCCCGACGCGCGAAUGGUCUGGACCAACGUCACCUCCGGUCUCAAGUGUCAUGGCUGCCUUGAGAGUCUAGUGAGUGUGCACCCGUGGUGGGGAAGGUGCAAAGCCUGCACGCUGAGGCCCAGUAGAAUAAAGUUGCAUUUUGGUUGUGGAGACGACAGCUUCUCCGGUCCCUCGGCCAUGGCAGCUUCCGGGAGUGGUAUGGCCCAGAAAACCUGGGAAUUGGCCAACAACAUGCAGGAAGCGCAGAGUAUCGAUGAAAUCUACAAAUAUGACAAAAAACAACAACAAGAAAUCCUGGCGGCGAAACCCUGGACUAAGGAUCACCACUACUUUAAAUACUGCAAAAUCUCAGCACUAGCUCUACUGAAAAUGGUGAUGCAUGCCAGAUCAGGAGGCAACUUGGAAGUGAUGGGCUUGAUGCUUGGGAAAGUCGACGGUGAGACCAUGAUCAUCAUGGACAGUUUUGCUUUGCCUGUAGAGGGCACUGAAACCCGCGUAAAUGCUCAGGCUGCUGCGUAUGAGUAUAUGGCUGCAUACAUAGAAAAUGCCAAACAGGUUGGCCGCCUUGAGAAUGCAAUCGGUUGGUAUCAUAGCCACCCUGGUUAUGGCUGCUGGCUCUCCGGGAUUGAUGUUAGCACACAGAUGCUUAACCAGCAGUUUCAGGAACCCUUUGUAGCAGUGGUGAUUGACCCAACCAGAACAAUAUCUGCAGGAAAAGUGAAUCUUGGCGCCUUUAGGACAUAUCCAAAGGGCUACAAACCUCCUGAUGAAGGACCUUCUGAGUACCAGACUAUCCCACUUAAUAAAAUAGAAGAUUUUGGUGUGCACUGCAAACAACAUGAUGUGUUUCUUCUUUCCAGCUGUAAAACCACCAUAGAAGCCAUCCAUGGACUGAUGUCUCAGGUUAUUAAGGAUAAACUGUUUAAUCAAAUUAACAUUGCUUAGUUACCACUGAGUACUUUUCCUCAGAGCUGGUAUGUGGAAGGAAAAGAGAAGCUCGAGUAACACUUUUAACCCAGUUACCAAAACUCAGAUUAGAAGACUAAGGUGCUGUGUGGUAUCCUGAGUAUUAGCACUGUAAUAAAACUAUCACAUGAAAUUGUC